Theobroma umbraticum is the source of this 333-nucleotide messenger RNA. RefSeq lists its product as uncharacterized. The record is from RefSeq and is a predicted model, not a curated record. NCBI's taxonomy places the organism in Eukaryota, Viridiplantae, Streptophyta, Magnoliopsida, Malvales, Malvaceae.
AUGGCUCUUCUGAGGAGAUCAUAUGCUUACUCCAAGGUGGAUAAGGAAGACCCAGAAGAGAUCAUCCAUCGACGGGCACAGUUCUUGAUCUACAAAGCGCUGGAGCAAGCAGAUUCCAGAAGAAAAUCAUCGUUUCUACGAAUCAGAUUGUGUAGGCUGAAGGUAAAGAUCGGGAGAAGAUUGAAGAAGUUGAGGAAGUGUGCGUUGGUUUGUAUUUCUGCACCAAGAGCUGGUGUUUACAAGCAGGUUAUUGAUCAAUUGAAAACUUGGAGACGCUUGUUUAACCGUGGUGGAGGAACCAUUUCCAGCCUCCCUCGUCCAUUGUUGGCUUAA